Helianthus annuus (common sunflower) is the source of this 1391-nucleotide messenger RNA. RefSeq names its product protein LOW PSII ACCUMULATION 1, chloroplastic. The transcript has 6 exons. Lineage: Eukaryota; Viridiplantae; Streptophyta; Magnoliopsida; Asterales; Asteraceae. The record is from RefSeq and is a predicted model, not a curated record. Bases 103 to 1089 code for a protein of 328 amino acids.
CAAAUAAAAAAAUCAAACCACCACUAGUGGUGGUACGGUAGCAGUUACAACUGUAACAACCACCACCUGCUCUUCUCCGGCGACUCACUGCGGCUCGCAACCAUGUCUACGGUGGCGCAACUCGCCAUCAUCACCACCGGUUCCGCUAACUUCCGUCAAAAUUUCAAAUGCUUAGGGUUUUCUUUCCACAUCGACGGCCGUAAAUUGACCUCCGUUUUCACCGCCACAACCACCGGCCGUACGGAUACAAUCAGGAACGGAGCAAGAGGUCGUUUGAUAGUCACUUGCUCGACAGCUAAACCGUCGUCCUCUUCAGAAAUCAGUUCUUCAGCCAGGAUUAGGAGUGAAGUUCUCACACCAUUUAGAUCCGUGAGGAUGUUUUUCUACCUUGCUUUCAUCGCACAAGCUUCACUUGGUGGACUAAUAGCCAGCACACAACUUAUCGGUGCUCUGGCUAACCCAUCACGAGCGGGUGCUGUUACCGAUAUAGCCAAAGGCCUUGGUAUAGACAUAGGAGCCGCAGCUCUGUUUGCAUUCCUGUAUUACAGGGAAAACAAGAUAAAAAAUGCCCAAAUGGCCAGGCUCUCACGAGAAGAAAACCUAUCGAACCUUAAACUGCGUGUAGAUGAAAGGAAGAUUAUCACUGUUAGUGAGUUUAGAGGACUUGCACGACUUGUGAUCCUUGCUGGACCUUCGUCGUUUAUAAAAGAGGCUUUUGAACUUAGUGAGACGUUUACUGAACAACUUAUUGAAAGAGGGGUGCUUGCGGUGCCUUUUUGUACCGAUGGAAACGUGCCGAGUUUUGAGUUUGAUGAAACCGAAGAAACAAAGGAGUUGACAAAGAAAAGAAGACGGCUUUGGCAGCUCGUACCUGUUCUUACACCCGAAUGGUCUGAGUGGCUAGAUGAGCAGAAGAAACUUGCCAAUGUAUCACCUGAAUCUCCGGUGUAUUUAUCUCUACGGUUGGAUGGGCGUGUUCGUGGGAGUGGUGUGGGUUACCCACCUUGGAAUGCUUUUGUAGCACAGUUACCUCCAGUUAAAGGAAUGUGGUCUGGUCUUCUUGAUGGCAUGGAUGGAAGAGUCCUAUGAAAAUCAUCUCUUUAUCUAUAUUUAUGGAGGUUGUCACCUGCUAUACCAAUUUCUGUUAAUAUUCAGAACACUCAGAAUUUCAACCUUUCGGAAAGCGGAGAUGAUGACAGUUACGAAAAUACAUACACGCAAUGGCCUUGUCAAAUGAAUGGGAUAUCAACUACUUGUGCCGUUUUGUAUAGCAGGUGACAGAUUACAUUAUAAAUUCUGUAGAACCUAUAUCAUCAUACUAACAUUCAGAUAACGUUAUUUCUUUCCCAUCAUAUGUUUAUGGUGGAUUCUAAUGAAAAUAAAAUUAUAUA